AUGGAAGACUCCAAGAAAGCACUUCUCUCACAAAUGGACGACUUCAAUGGCGUAUCCGAUCCACCCCCAGCCUACGACCAGCCAAAGCCAAACCGCAGCCCACUGCCACGCCCACCACCCCUCAACCUACCAGCCCUCAACAACCUACGCAGCAAGCGCGUAAUCCUCGCCUCACAAUCCCCCCGCCGCAAACAAAUAAUUUCCUUCCUGGGCCUCCCAAACCUAGAAAUCAUCCCAUCAAAGGCAGACGAAGACCUCCCCAAAAGCCUCGGACCCUUCGAGUACGUGCUAGCAACAGCACAGAAAAAAGCCCAAGCAGUCUACGAACAAGAAGUCAACAACGAAACCCUCGGCGAGCCAGCCCUCAUCCUAGCAGCCGACACAAUCAUCGUAGACCCAAGCACCGGCUCCAUCCUCGAAAAGCCCCGCUCAGAAGCCCACCACGUCGCCAUGCUCCGUUCCCUCCGCGACAUCCGCAAUCACAAAGUCUACACAGCGCUCGUCGCCAUGGCUCCACUUGCCAGCGCCAGGGAUCCGGGGUACGCGAUGGAAACGACGGUUGAAGAGACGGAUGUGCGGUUCGACGGGGAUGUGACUGAUGAUUUGAUUUUGGCUUAUGUGCGGACGCGCGAGGGCGCGGAUAAAGCUGGUGGGUAUGGGUUGCAGGGACUGGGGAGUAUUCUUGUGGAGAAGAUUGAUGGGAGUUAUGAUAAUGUGAUUGGGUUGCCGCUUAAGGCGACGCUGAAGCUGAUUGAGACUGUUGUGGAGAAGGCGGAUGAUGAAGAGGAUGUGCUUUCUGGUGAUGAGGAUUUGGAAUAG
Molecule: messenger RNA, 819 nt
Organism: Penicillium olsonii
Lineage: Eukaryota; Fungi; Ascomycota; Eurotiomycetes; Eurotiales; Aspergillaceae
Source: the annotation of a GenBank genome assembly